This is a messenger RNA of Acanthopagrus latus (yellowfin seabream), 6086 nucleotides long. RefSeq names its product autophagy related 9B (gene atg9b). Gene Ontology annotation, biological process: autophagy of mitochondrion; protein localization to phagophore assembly site. The transcript is spliced from 14 exons. Bases 592 to 3027 code for a protein of 811 amino acids. NCBI's taxonomy places the organism in Eukaryota, Metazoa, Chordata, Actinopteri, Spariformes, Sparidae. Gene Ontology annotation, cellular component: autophagosome; phagophore assembly site. The record is from RefSeq and is a predicted model, not a curated record.
GACAUUUAUUUGUGAAAGACAAAAACAGUGGACACACAGAGGAUGGUGUAUUUUUGGAAGCCAACCAGCGGACCUCGGGACAAAGUGAAGUGACUACCGUAUGGUGAUUUAAACGUAGCUACGGUCACUGAUUGGACGCUCAAAAGCGAAGGCGAAAGCAGAUCUGGAUCAGCAGAUGGACGGAGCAAGUCGGGAACAAAACAAACCGUGUCACCGUGACUACAUGAGGGGCUGAAUCAUUCACAGGCUAACCAGACAGCAGACUCUUGAGUUAGGUUUUAACGUUACUUUAUGACAGUUAACACCCAGUAGUCAAUCUGUGGGGAAUUCGAGCCCUUAUAUUUUAUCUGCUACCAAGUGUAUUACAUGUUACCAUGGCGGUGUAGACUUACACAAGCGUUGUCCGCUAGACUAGCAAGUUAGCACGCUAAUGCUAGCCGUGGCUAACGUUCCCCUUAUUUGAACUGCUUGCGCUGCUGAGAGGCUAGCUUACACAAUGUACUGAGGGCUCCAAGACUGCAUUCACCUCCAUACAGCGUUUACUACGAGUAGCUCAUCAGUCGGGAGCGACCAGAAGAAUGUAAAGGCACAAUGGCUAACUUUGAAGCUUACCAGGAGUAUCAGAGAAUUGAGGACUUCGAGGAGGACUCACCACCAGGGGAGGAGGAUUUAAUAGUGCAUGUGCCAGAAGGCCUAAAAGACUCAUGGCACCAUAUCAAGAACCUGGAUAACUUCUUCACAAGGAUCUAUCAUUUCCAUCAAAAGAAUGGCUUUGCUUGUAUGAUGCUGUCCGAGUUCUUUGAACUUGUUCAGCUGUUGUUUGUUGUCAUAUUCACAACGUUCCUGGUCAACUGUGUGGAGUAUGACGUCCUGUUUGCCAACCGAGCGGUUAACCACACCGGCCCAGGCCACAAUCCGCUCGACAGGAACAAGGUCACUCUUCCAGAUGCCAUCCUACCCAGUGACCAGUGCACUCAGAGCAUUCAAGAGAACAGCUGGAUUAUUUUCCUCCUCAUCAUGGCAGCCAUCUUCUGGAUCUAUCGACUUGUCAAAGUCUUCUGCAAUGUUCUGAGCUACUGGGAGAUCAGGCAGUUCUACAUCAAAGCGCUGAAGAUCAGAAUGGAUGAACUAUGCAACGUCACAUGGCAGGAAGUCCAGGACCGGCUCAUCAGCCUGCAACGAGAGCAGCAAAUGUGCAUACAUAAGAAAGAGCUGACGGAGCUCGACAUCUAUCACCGCAUACUGCGAUUCAAGAACUACAUGGUGGCGAUGAUAAACAAAUCACUGCUGCCAGUGCAGCUGCAGCUCCCCCUGCUGGGCAACGUGGUGUUCCUCACCCAGGGCCUCAAGUACAACUUUGAGCUCAUCCUCUUCUGGGGUCCUGGCUCCCUGUUUCAGAAUAAGUGGAACCUGCACCCCAAGUAUAAGCGGAGUGGAAACCGGCUAGAGCUCGCACAGCAGCUCAGUAGAGUCAUCCUGCUGAUGGGUUUGGCCAACCUACUGCUAUGUCCCUUCAUCCUGGUGUGGCAGGUGCUCUACGCGUUCUUCAGCUACACCGAAAUAAUCCGCAGAGAACCCGGAAGCCUGGGAGCACGACGCUGGUCCCUGUACGGCCGCUUGUACCUGCGGCACUUCAACGAGCUGAACCACGAGCUGCACGGACGCUUAGGCCGUGGCUACAAACCCACUUCCAAAUACAUGAACUCCUUUACAUCACCACUGCUGACUGUGCUGGCGAAGAACGUUGCCUUCUUCUCAGGCUCAGUGUUGGCUGUGCUUAUUGCGCUGACGGUCUAUGAUGAGGACGUUCUGACAGUGCAGCACAUUCUGACCGCUAUCACUGUGCUGGGGGUGGUUAUCACCAUCACCAGGUCCUUCAUCCCAGAUGAGCAUAUGGUGUGGUGCCCAGAACAGCUGCUGCAGUGCAUGCUGGCACACAUUCACUACAUGCCAGACCACUGGAGGGGCAAUGCUAACAAGAGCGAGACCCGUGACGAGGUGGCGCAGCUGUUCCAGUACAAAGCGGUGUUCAUCUUGGAGGAGCUUCUCAGUCCAAUCGUCACACCCUUCAUUCUCAUCUUCCUCCUGAGAAAUAAGUCUCUAGAGAUCAUCGACUUCUUCAGGAACUUCACUGUGGAGGUGGUUGGUGUCGGAGACAUCUGCUCGUUUGCGCAGAUGGACAUCAGGCGUCACGGAAAUCCAACAUGGAUGUCAGAGGGCCAGACGGAGGCGUCCAUAUACCAACAGGCUGAAAACGGCAAGACAGAGCUGUCCCUCAUGCAUUUCACCAUUAAGAACCCGCGCUGGCAGCCGCCUCAGGAGAGCUCAGUGUUUAUCAGUCAUCUGAAGGACAAGGUGCAGCACGAUGCACAGAGCGGCCCCUCCACCCAGCUGCUGCUCUCUGAGGCUCCCCUCUGCACCUCGCUGCAGUCCAAUGAGUCUGCCACUGGGCCCGAUAAUCUGUUGGCGAGUGUCCUGGCCCACCCCAUUCUAACUGCGUCAGGACUACAAGGCCGAGACCAUCGCUUCAUCCCACCGAGCACUGCUGCUUCCGCUGCUGCCAGCGUCCUGGCCUCCCUGUCCUCCUCUCAGCUCGCACAUCCCGGCCGCAGCCGCACACACAGCCUCCUGCCCACAUCCGUCCACCCCGAGAGCACCAUGUACCGCAGCGAUCGCACCAUCAUUGACAGCAUGACUAACAGUGACUCUCGCAUCCGGAGCAACACACUGCAGUCAGAGUUUGCCUCAGCAGAGAUGAGUCUUCACGCCAUCUACCUGCAUGAGCUCCACCAGCAGAGCUCCCAUCCACAGAGAACUUCAGGGCAGUGGCAGAGUCCAGUGCCAAUGAGAGAUCUGCACACAAACGCUGGUUUCCAGGCACAGAGUGGCCUUGGCACUAGCAUUUCCAUGCCCACCCCUGUCCACCUUGGACGCUGGCAGGAGGAGGAGGAGGAAGAGGAGGAUGAAGACGAUCAGGAGAUAAACAGUGGAUCUACUCCAAAGCAGGGCACUGGGAGUAGUUGUUAAAGUGCCUUAUGUCAUAAGAGUGUUUACAUUUUAUUUUCUUCUAUGAACAUUGUGGCCUUAGAUGAUCUUCAUGGAGAAUAUAGCAUGGACCUUUAAAAACUUCAUUCAGCUUUUGUUGUAGGAGAGGCUCAUUGAAUAACCACUGUCUCCGCACCUCCACGCCUCAUCCUGUCACAUCAGGCAGACUAUGGCAUCAGGGAAACCAUACGUCUUCCGUCCGUUUCGUCCCGAUUUUGUCACUAACUUGUACGGACAAAGGGCGUGAAAAGUGACAGAGAGACAAUAUAGUGUAUUCAUUGGAUCACUGUGUGAUGGUGGGUGCGGCCAAUUUUUAUUGUGGAAUACAAAAGGCUCAUAGUGGCUUCUGCUGAGCCUGCGUGUGCACAAUUCUUGUAUUUGUGCAUCACAAAGUUUUACAGCACGAGUCUAAUUGAAGUUUCGCACAGAGUGGUGUCUUGAUCUGUGUUACAAAGACUGCAAACUGUAUUGUAGCUGCCUGAACAAUUUUUGAUCACCUGAAAAAAAAAAGAAAAGAAGUCAAUAAUUCACAUUGUGCUGUUUGACCCUGGUGAUGUGUAAAUACACUUUUGCGUCUUACUUAUCCUUUUAAAAGUCCUCAUUUUUACUACCAGAUCUAAUCCUUGAAAAUGAUACCAAGUAUUGACUGUACAGUAGCCGUACUUCUAAAACACCAUGUGUACAUGGCAGAGAGCCCUAUUGGGUUUGACAGAACAUGUCUAUACACAUGCUUUGAUGCUGCUGUCUGUGUUUAGUGGUCCUAAAUACAGAUUUUAUUCAGUAUUAAGAGUUCUGAAGCUGAUGUAACAAGACAUUACUGUUCCUUUAAAAACACAACACAAAUCAUCGGGCCCAAAUACACUUGGCGUCAAAAUCUGAUGCAGAUAUGAGAUGUCUUUUUAAGUCUAUUCAAGCUGAACCGUCAGCUUUAUGCCUUAACACCGAAAUAAGACAUAUGUAUUUAAAUCCUGUAUGACCUCAGUGGUGAAGAAAAACUAAUACUCCAACCAAUACCUCUGCAGUGUAUUUACUUUUAUGUAAAUAUAUAUAUAUAUAUAUAUAUAUAUAUAUAUAUAUAUAUAUAUAUAUAUAUACACACACACACAUUCACAUGUAUAUAUAUGUAUAUACAUACAGUACAUAAAAGAGUAUUUGUAGCGUACAGAUGCAUCUUUUAACUGCAUUUUGAUUUUAAUGGCAGGUGUAAAUGGAAUCUGUUUAUUUUCUGAUCUUAUUUCUUGCCCAGAAGAUGUUUUGUGUAAAGCAUCCAUAUCCCAGUUUUAAAGAACAAACAGGGUGGUAUUGCUUUUACAAAUCUUUUAUUAUGCACAUGAACAUGUAGUUUGUGUCCCUUUGUCCAAAUUGCUCACAUGAAAAUGGAGCCUCGUCAUAAAGGGCUGAUUUUAGUUUAGACUUUCCACAGUGAGCAUAAAAUCUUAGCUGUAGGUUUAUUUAUUUGCUGUCCUCCCCCCAGAUAUUUAAUUGAUAUAUGAGUAUAAUUUAUUUGAAAAGAAAUUAUUUAGAUUCUUUUGCCAAAUCAUUUUCUACCACAAAAGAGUAUAAUCUUCUUAAAGGAGAUAUAGAUAUAGGAGAUGUUGCAUGUACGCCCCCACUGAAAGAAGGUUUUGAUUUUGAAAUUCUGAAAAAAAGGAUUUAUAAAUGCAAAGAAAACAAGGCCAGCAGCAUGAUGUUGAAUGUGAUUUACACUUAAUCUCGGACUAAAUCUGCUUGUCGAUGCAGUGUUCAAAAUAUCUUUCUACUCUUUUCUUUAUUGCAUUCUACAUAGAUCAUAGUAAUAUAGAUCUCAUCCUCCAACACUUCAGAGGGUGCAAAUGUGUUGUUCCACCUCGCGUGUGCUUCGAAACUAUUACACUUUUUCGUUUGUGUGUGUGUGUGUCCGUGGAAGGAAUGCGUUUUGACACCUGCGUAAUUAUGCUAACAUGAACUCAGAAUUUUUGCACUGACAGAAAAUAAACAUUUUUUUUAAGAUGUGUGCAUAUAUAUACAGUACUUGCAAAAGUUGAUUUUUUUUUUUAGAAAGGGCAGGUCUCAAAAAGGGACGCUGAGUCAGUCUCCAUCCUCCUCUCGUUGUUUGUAUAUAAGCAAAGCAUCAGCAUGUGUUGUCACUGUCCACAGCAGACCACCUGGAACCACUGUGGCCAGAUCACAUAGGGUCGUUCUUCUUACCUCUGGUCAGUUAAAAAAAAAAAGAAAGAAAGUGUGUUUCUGUCACACCAUUAAAUAUGCUUACAUGCGUAUUGUGGUCACUGUCCAUUUGUGCAGUGAGUUUAUCGUUGUAGAGACACUGGAGCUCAGCUUUGUGCGCAGAGUUGAUUCCUUUUGACGGUCUCCACAGUCACACCUCACUGCUAUGUUUGUCGUUUUGUUUUAAGCAGUGCCUUAGUGUUAAGGUUUAGUGUUUUGCUCUGAAUAGAAGCCAUUUCAUGUAAACUAUUGCAUUUACUUUCACAGAUUUAGCAGCACACAUAUGUACAGUAUUUUAUUUUGGAAAGUCAUUGUGUAUAGCAUCAAGUAUGUGGUGAUGUGGCUCUUAGAAUGAGUUCUCCUGUCAGUCUGUCUAUGUGUCUGACAGCGCACGUCUUCUUAUCAUGGUGUUUAAAAUUGCACUGUCCUCAAUAUCCUACAGCAGCAGGAGUUAUGCCUUGUAAUUGGCAGUGUCAUCAUGGCCAACCCCUCUCACCGUACUAUGGUUUCAUUAUCCACUAUAAACCAGUCGAAGAAUCACAGUGACUGGAACAAGGUGCUAAGUUUUCAUCCUGAAAUGUUGAACAUGUUUUAAGAGGUGUUUUUUUCUUUUUGUUACAUAGGUUUGUCUGUUUGUUUUUAUUCCGUAAAUUAAGAGACACUAGCUGAAAAAUGAAACAUGCCAAAAGAACUUGUUUUCGGCACAGCUUUACAAUACAUGUGUUGUUUUUCUGUGAGUGAGUAGAGAGGCAAAUAAAUCUUAUUUUGAGUGUAUUUAAUCAUUUCAUGUGUGGUUGAUUAUGUGAUGUUCAUUUGAAAUAAAAAAUCUAUUUUAA